AUGUCCAAAAGAACUCAAGAUAUCGAAAAGGAUGACCAUGGAAAGACUCUGGAGAUCAAAAAGAGUUGCUUUCCUGCUAACUCCGUUUUGCUGGACGUAACGAACGUGGCGUCCAACGAGGCCAACAGCAGCAGCAGCGCCGCUGGAGGAGCCAGCGGGAGCAGCGCUGAGUCGGCCGCCCUGUUCUCCAAACUGCGUAGCUUCUCGAUUGGCAGCGGUCCCAACUCGCCGCAGCGCGUUGUCUCCAACUUGCGCGGCUUUCUCAGCCAUCGCCUGAGCAACAUCACACCGAGCGACACAGGAUGGAAAGACUCUAUACUAUCCAUACCAAAGAAAUGGCUUUCCACCGCGGAGUCUGUAGACGAAUUCGGUUUCCCUGACACUCUACCAAAGAUACCUGUCCCACCGCUGGAGCAAACCAUGGCGGACUAUGUGCUCGCCCUGGAGCCCAUCACUACGGCCGCUCAGCUGGAUAGAACCAAGGCCAUCAUCAAGCAGUUCGUGUCGCCACAGGGCCUGGGACCUCGACUGCAUCAGUACCUUGUGGAUAAGCGCGAGGCCGAGGAUAAUUGGGCCUACUACUACUGGCUCAAUGACAUGUACAUGAACGUGCGCAUUCCCUUGCCGAUCAACUCGAAUCCUGGCACCGUGUUUCCGCCGCGCCACUUCAAGACCGUGCACGACGUGGCCCACUUUGCGGCACGGCUGCUGGACGGCCUGGUCGUGCACAAGGAGAUGCUGGAGAGUGGACAGCUGCCGCAGGAGCGGGCUGCCUCCAGGGAGAAGAACCAGCCGCUGUGCAUGGCGCAGUACUAUCGUCUCUUGGGCUCGUGUCGUCGCCCGGGCGUGGAGCGCGACUCUCAGUACUUGCCCAGCCGGGUGAAGCCAAUCGACAGCGAUGAGGAUCGCCAUGUGGUGGUCAUUUGCCGCAACCAGAUGUACUGUGUGGUGCUGCAGGCCAGCGAUCGUGGCAAGCUCACCGAGAGUGAGAUCGCCUCCCAGAUACUCUACGUGCUGAGCGAUGCGCCCUGCCUGCCGGGCAAGCCGCUGCCCAUUGGGCUGCUGACAGCCGAGCCACGUGCUCAGUGGGCUGUGGAUCGCGAGGCUCUGCAGUUGGAUGAGCGCAACCAACGGAACCUGGAGCUGAUCGAAACGGCGCUGGUGGUGCUAUGCUUGGAUGAGCCACUGCAUAGCAAUUUCAAUGCUCGCGGCUUCACCGGGGCCACGCCCAGCGUUCACAUCGCUGGCGAUCGAGAUGAGACGAACAUGGCUCACGAGAUGCUACACGGCGGCGGCAGCGAAUUCAACUCGGCCAAUCGUUGGUUCGACAAGACCAUGCAGCUCAUCAUCUGCACCGAUGGCAGCUGGGGCCUCUGCUACGAGCACUCAACUUCCGAGGGCAUCGCUGUGGUCCAGCUGCUGGAGAAGAUAUAUAAGGCGAUCGAAGAGCAUCCGUUGGAGGACAACGGCCUGCCCCAGCACCAUUUGCCGCCUCCGGAGCGCCUCGAGUGGCAUGUGAACGACAAGGUGCAGCAGCGUUUCGCCCAGGCUGCCAUCUCAGUGGACAGGGCCAUUGACAAUCUAGAUUUCUAUGUCUAUCGCUACAAGGGCUACGGCAAGAACUUUGUCAAAUCCUGCCAGGUUAGCCCGGAUGUCUACAUACAGCUUGCCCUGCAGCUCGCCUACUACAAACUUUAUGGCCAUUUGGUGGCCACCUACGAGAGUGCUUCCACCAGGCGCUUCCUGCACGGCCGUGUGGAUUGUAUACGGGCUGCCAGCACGGAGGCCUUGGAGUGGGCCAAGGCCAUGUGUCAGGGCGAGGGUGCCAAUGUUCCCUUGGAGAGCGACCGCGAGGAGGACGAAGAGGAUGCUCGCAAAGUCAAAUUCAGCAUUUAUAGCAAGGAUCAUCUGCGUGAGCUGUUCCGCUGCGCCGUUGCUCGCCAGACGGAGGUGAUGGUCAAGAAUAUACUCGGCAAUGGCAUCGAUAUACCACUGCUGGGACUGCGUGAGGCUUCUGUGGAGGUCACUGGGGAGAUGCACGAACUCUUCACGGACGAGUCUUACAAGAUAUCGCAAUGCUUUUUGCUCUCCACCAGUCAGGUCGCGUUCACCACGGACAGCUUCAUGGGCUAUGGCCCAGUUACGCCUCGUGGCUACGGCUGCUCCUAUAAUCCGCACCCCGAUCAAAUUGUCUUCUGCGUGUCCGCAUUCUACGGCUGCGAGGACACGAGCGCCUCUCGCUAUGCCAAAUCGCUGCAAGACUCGCUCGACAUCAUGCGCGAUCUUCUCCAGAACUAAAUGCAAUAUGAAUAGAGGAACAUGGAACAUGGAAUGAAAAUUGGCAAAUGGAAUGAAGGAAAAGGAACAUGAAAAUGGAAAAGUGGAAUAUGGAACGAAUGAAACUGAAACAAAAUAAUGAAGCUAUUAGAUGUUUUACAGAUCUAAAUGGUAGAGAUGAAACUUAGAAAAUGGAACGUGGAACGUGGAACGUGGACCAUGGAUCAAGGAAUGAAUAGAAAAAAACCCAGGCAUAUCAGAUACCACAUCCGCUUCAGAACUAAAUGGAAAAUUAAAUAUGCAACGGACGAAAAUGAAACACAACAAAACAAACAUAUCAGUAACUGUACCUUAGCAAACAAUUUGUCCAAAACAAAUAUAUCCGCAAGGAAGCCCCUAACUAUACAAUAACGACAAAGCAAGAAGAAGAACCACAAUGGGUUUCGGUUAGCCGACUAUUAAAUACCCUUGCAGAUGGAAAAGAAAUAGGCGAAAUAGGCCCGCCGUAAGGUGACAUCAAUUUGAUGUAUUGAUGUAGUUCAUAUUGGAGCUAUAAGUUAAAGGUUUUCAAAGGCUUCACUCACGAAUUGAACCCAAUCCUAUCCGACUAAGCACAGCAGAAGUAGAAAAAGACAGAGAGUUACAUGCAAGUAUCGACCAUGAUUCGAGUUCUCUGCAAGGGUAUCAAAAAUAACCUAUAUAUGUGUAAACAGUAGUUAACUAGCGUCCACUUGAC
Messenger RNA from Drosophila hydei, 3013 nucleotides. RefSeq names its product choline O-acetyltransferase (gene ChAT). NCBI's taxonomy places the organism in Eukaryota, Metazoa, Arthropoda, Insecta, Diptera, Drosophilidae. Gene Ontology annotation, cellular component: neuron projection; cytoplasm. Bases 1 to 2298 code for a protein of 765 amino acids. The record is from RefSeq and is a predicted model, not a curated record. The transcript is spliced from 11 exons. Gene Ontology annotation, molecular function: choline O-acetyltransferase activity. Gene Ontology annotation, biological process: acetylcholine biosynthetic process; neuromuscular synaptic transmission.